Molecule: messenger RNA, 1022 nt
Organism: Diatraea saccharalis (sugarcane borer)
Lineage: Eukaryota; Metazoa; Arthropoda; Insecta; Lepidoptera; Crambidae
Source: the annotation of a GenBank genome assembly
AUGGCUAAAGUGAUUUAUGUCAUAGCUAAAAAGCACAAUCACCAGUCUGUAUCUAGCAAUAGUAAUAAGAUCGUUGGUGGUUACGAAGUUUCCAUCCAAGACGUACCUUAUCAAGUGCACUUGAGAAUAAGAGUACCGCAAAACGUAGAACUAUGCGGUGGAUCCAUCAUUAGUUCAAGAAUAGUUCUGACAGCUGCACAUUGCCUUGCUGGAGGAGCUAUAGAUGUCACAAUUAGAGCAGGGAGUUCAGAUUCUGAGAACGGUGGUAAGGUUUACAGAACAUCUCAGUACACAAUCCAUCCUAAAUAUGAUCGCAAUAGUCUAGACUAUGAUGUAGCGAUUAUAAGGACUGCUAGAGCAAUGACUUUGGAUGGCACAAACACCAAAGCUGUAGCUUUACCUGCAGAAGGUAACGAGGUACCCGUGGGAAUAGAUAUACUUAUAUCUGGAUGGGGAGACACUGAUGCUAAAGGUCAAGAAAAGGUCACUCAACAUCUAAUGGCGGUUAAAGUGCCAACCGUUUCCACAGCUGACUGUCGUGAAACGUACGGCAGUCAAUUAACAGAUCAUAUGUUCUGUGCUGGUAUGAUACAUUAUGAUAAGUAUUACAGAAUAUCUUUGAAUUUUAACGAAUAAUACUUAGGUAUGAUUAAGAAAAAUUUUAUGUAACGUUGCUACAGUUACUAAAGUCGAGUGUAAUGUUUUUGUUAGGCACUUUAAUGUUGGUAUAGGUGCCUUGCGUUCUGUUUUUUUUUUUUGUAAACAUUCUGCCAUACUUAUUAGUUGUAUCGAUUCAUGAUUGUAAAUUGAAACAUUUCAAUUUUAGAUGCUGUAAAAACUUUUUUGUUCAUGGUUUAUUACCUCCUUUUAAAAAUACCACUAAUUUAGGUGUCGAUAUAAAUGUCUUUUUUCAUCUUUAUCAUAACAUUUAGCAUUGAAUAUGUACUUCAUAGAGUGCAUUAAUUGGUUUCGUGCAAUAUAGGGGGAUAUAAAGUAUUUUAAUAUAAAGUAUUCUAGCCUAC